Messenger RNA from Cladophialophora psammophila CBS 110553, 855 nucleotides. RefSeq lists its product as uncharacterized. The transcript has a single exon. The record is from RefSeq and is a predicted model, not a curated record. Lineage: Eukaryota; Fungi; Ascomycota; Eurotiomycetes; Chaetothyriales; Herpotrichiellaceae. The coding region runs from base 1 to 855 and encodes 284 amino acids. Gene Ontology annotation, molecular function: catalytic activity.
AUGGCCCAACUUGAGAAGAAGACAGUCGAGACCAAGCGGUCACUCACUUACACAUAUUAUAUCUCACCCAAGAGCAAGGCCGAUUCCUCCAAGCCAGCGUUGUUCUUCAUCCAUGGCUUCCCAGACAACGCCCGCAUGUGGUCAGAGGUCAUUGACCAGCUCUCGGAUCCACCAUGCCAGAUAAUCGUCCCAGAUUGCCUCGGCUACGCGGGUACUUCCAAGCCCACCGAUGUCUCUAUGUACAAGUGGUCUGGCCAAUGCGUUGACCUUCUGGAAAUCCUGCAGGCGGAGGACAUCAAGAAGGUCAUCAUCAUCGGUCACGACUGGGGGGCCAUGCUGGCCCAGCGCUUCUACAAUCGCCAUCCAGAAAUGGUGUCCGGGGUGAUCUUGUGUAACAUCUCUUAUCGCCCUCCUUCCGGAGAGCAGUUCGACCUUGACGAUUUUAACGCCAUCACCAAGGAGCGCUUUGGAUAUCCCCUUUACCAGUAUUGGUAUUUCUUCACCUCGCCAGACGGCUACCAGAUCAUCGACAAUAACCUUGAAAGAUUCUGGGAAGUGUUGCAUGGCGCUGAGCCUGACUGGAUGAAGAAAAUGUUCGCCGGCAAAGACGCAAUGACGACUUACAUGUCGGGCAACGAGCGGGUGCCUUUGAAGUCUUAUGCAAAGGAGCCAAAAUGGAGGGAUGACUUCAUGCACCGCUUCAGCAAGGAUAGCUUCCAGGGCCCGACAAACUGGUAUAAGGCACAUAGCAGCAAUGUCCAGUGGGAAGACGACAAGAGCAUUCCCAAGGAGAAUCAUGUUGUCAAUGUUCCUUUUUUUCAUUGGGUGCACAGGCGACAGCGUGGGUCGAACUGA